Paramecium sonneborni is the source of this 555-nucleotide messenger RNA. The record is from the annotation of a GenBank genome assembly. Lineage: Eukaryota; Ciliophora; Oligohymenophorea; Peniculida; Parameciidae.
AAUGAAAGAUUAAAUUAUAUGGGCUGUAUAUGAAGAUAAAUAAAAAACAUCUCCUUUGCCUGCCCUAGGCUCAAAUCAUCUUUUAAAACCUCCUGAAGCAAACAGAUAAAAUGGAGCCAGUCCUAUAAGAGUAGAAUCUAAACGAAUGACUAGCACUUCAAUUCAAGGAUCCUUAUCAUCAAUGAUCAUUAAAUAUGUCCCAUCUUAAGUUGAAAAUGCAAGUAUCAAUGAAGAUAAAAGAUCAAAAAGCAAAAAAAGUAGAAAAAGCAAAAAAAGUGCUAAAUCAUCAAAAAGAUAAUCCUUAUGUUUUCCAACUGGAAUUUAAAUCAUUGAACCUAAAGAUUAAUUUAGAGUAAAAUUAAUCAACCUUAUUAUUCUCAGCGCUCUAAAACCAUUGAUACUACUUGGGGGUUUCAUCAAUAUAUGGAUGAAUUUAGUGAUGAUGGAGAUUCUUAAAAAUUGUCAACCAAGUACCAACUAUUACAAGGCAAUCCUAUACAUUUUAAAAAUAUACAAAAAAAUACUUCUAGAUCAUGAAAUUAUAUUAAAUUAUCC